Messenger RNA from Setaria italica (foxtail millet), 507 nucleotides. RefSeq lists its product as uncharacterized. The coding region runs from base 1 to 507 and encodes 168 amino acids. NCBI's taxonomy places the organism in Eukaryota, Viridiplantae, Streptophyta, Magnoliopsida, Poales, Poaceae. The record is from RefSeq and is a predicted model, not a curated record. The transcript has a single exon.
AUGAUCUGCAACGUGUGCCUUGGAAAAGUCCUCGUUGACGGUGGCAGCGGAUUAAACAUCCUCGUUACCACCACGUUCAAGGAGAUUGGUCUCUGUGCUAUGGAUCUGAAUCCGACGCAGAUGCCCUUCUUCAACAUUGUCCCGGGUGACCCAGCAGUACCUCUAAGACAGAUCACGCUGUCAGUUUCCUUUGGUACGAUUGAAAACUACCAUACCGAGUACCUCCGCUUCAUCGUCGCAGACUUUGACACCGUCUACCAUGGCAUACUCGGCAGACUAGCUCUGGCAAAAUUCAUGGUUGUUCCGCACUAUGUCUACAUGAUCAUGAAGAUGCCUACUCCAACUGGAGUUAUCACAGUCCUGGGCAAUGUGCGCACGGCAUACGAUUAUGAGAAGGAAAACCUUCAUCAGAUCACAGCCACCCUAGAGCUCUCAGCGCACAUGGAGGAAGUCCUCACCGCCUCUAAGAAGAAAGCACUGGAGAAACUAGAGAUACCAAGAAGCUAG